This is a messenger RNA of Aedes aegypti (yellow fever mosquito), 4734 nucleotides long. It is a transcript of the gene Su(dx), whose product is annotated as E3 ubiquitin-protein ligase Su(dx). Gene Ontology annotation, biological process: ubiquitin-dependent protein catabolic process. Gene Ontology annotation, molecular function: protein binding; ubiquitin protein ligase activity. The record is from RefSeq and is a predicted model, not a curated record. Lineage: Eukaryota; Metazoa; Arthropoda; Insecta; Diptera; Culicidae. Bases 662 to 3655 code for a protein of 997 amino acids. The transcript is spliced from 6 exons.
CUGAUCGACUUGGUUGGCGAGGUUGGCGAGUUUGAUGCUUUUGCUUCGGGGUGCAAAGUAAGUGCAAAAUCGUAGCCAUUUGGAAAAGUGAAGAAAAAUAUUCUGCAUCAUCCAAAGUAAAAGGCUAGUUUCUUGUGCAAAACGUCGCGAAAGUGAAUCUUUGUUGGAAUACGUAUUAGCUAGCUUCCGGUAGGUCCGGCCAUGGCCCCGAACCCGAGUUUUGCAUGAAUGUCGGGAGUAAAAAUCUGCUGUUUCGCUUGACGUAGAAAGUAACAAACGAACGAAGAAGAAAAAGAAGCAACUGCAUCGCUCAGUGAAUCCCCACAGUGAGCUGUUUUCAUCGAAGACAAAAAUAAAAAGAUCCGUUUUGUGGCGAUUCGAACGGGAAAAUAAAAACGGAAAAAGAUUUAGAGCGGUGGUAGAAUACGCGGGGGCAGCUGGGAUAGGGAGAAACUCACAUCGUCGUUGAUUGUGCUGUAUUAAUCGAUACGGUCGACAGCAACACUAGUAUAGCAACGUGACCUGUAACCACCGAAACACCCCUCCCGGCACGUACGGAGGGGGCUUAUUAUACACGGUCGGUUGAACAACGGAACGAGCAACACGUAAACGAGCGUCAUCGUUAAAAUACAAUUAAUACGCCGCCGCAUCUAUACAACAGAUGGAAGAGGGAAUACAUCAGCUGAGUGUUACGAUUGAGCACGCUUCCUUACGCAACAAUGGUUUCCUUAAGCCAAAUCCGUACGUGGAGAUUUCCAUUGACAAUAAAAGUACUCGCAAAACCGAUUUCCUGAAGAACACCAAUGCGCCCAAAUGGAACGAACGCUUCACGGUGAUUGUGUCGGCCAACUCGGUGCUGCACUUCCGAGUGCUGGACCACUCGAGCUUUCGGAAGGACUCGGUGCUCGGUCAACAGACGGUCUACCUGGCCAACAUUCUCGAACACUACAACGGAGUGCUGGAGAAUUUGGAACUGAGCAUGGACCUGCUGACGGAUGGUUCCAGCUCCAAGACAACCGAGCCAAGGCAGCCAACGAAAACCGGCGAACUGGUAGCAGUGUUGAAUGGGUUGAAGAUUGAUAUGCGCACGGUGGCAUUGCGAACUGGCAGCAGCGGGUCGGGACUGAACAGCCAUGGCAGUGAAGUUGCUGCCGGCGCCCAUACCAAUGGAAACGGGCACCUACAUCCUACUUUGGCGGACAUGCCCGGCACUAGCAACGGAACUGGCAGUAACCGAAGUAGCAUUCUAAACGGAGGCAUACGCGCACGUAUGCGACUACGUGGGUCCUCGUCACAAAGCCAGUCGUCUCAGUUGCAGACCCCUUCCAGUGCUGCUGGCAGUGUCCAGUCCUCGUCUACACAGUACCAACAAUCACAUCAUUCCCCUUCGUCGAUAAACCACGCCGUAAGCAAUAAUUCGGCAGCAGAUUGUGCGUCGAUUAACAAUACCACGGCUAAUUUCAAUGACUUAAGUAUACAUUCCUCUGGGGCGCCAACAUCUGCGACGGGUUCUAUGGGUAAUGGUGUUGCAAUGCCCAUGGUUGGAGGAGCUUCUCCAAUGGGUCCUGCGGCAUCUACUGGAGCCGUUCGUCGAAGUAGUGGCAUGAAUUGGGAUCAACAACAGCAACAGCAAGUGAUGCAUUCUAUGGCUGCAGGGCAUCCUCGGCUUGGUCCAGUUUAUUCAAAUUCUUCGCAAGAUUCGUUGAUCAAUGGAGUUCCUAACGGUACAAAUCAUGGGCAAUCGCAACCCAGUAUGAGUGCAGCUUUGGUACCAGUGAAUGGUGGACCACCACCACAAGUGGCAGCUGCAGGAGCACCAGGUGCAAUGGUUCCCAUGGGAGGAAGUCUAACCGACCAGCAAAUGAUGUUACAAGCAGCACAACAAAACCAAGUCGAUGACGAACCUCUUCCUGCUGGUUGGGAAAUGCGAGUUGAUAAGUAUGGUCGUCGCUACUAUGUAGACCACAACACACGUUCCACGUAUUGGGAAAAGCCGCAACCACUUCCGGCUGGCUGGGAAAUGCGCAGAGAUGCGAGAGGACGAGUCUACUACGUGGAUCACAAUACCCGUACUACGACCUGGCAGCGACCGAAUAGUGAGCGGCUGAUGCAUUUCCAACAUUGGCAAGGCCAACGCCAACACAUCAUAUCCCAAGGCAAUCAACGGUUUCUGUAUCCUCAACAUGCUCAACAAUCCAACACAACAUCGGUGCAAGAGGAAGAUGACGGGCUGGGGCCUCUCCCGGAUGGCUGGGAGAAACGAGUUCAGCCAGAUAAUCGCGUGUACUUCGUCAAUCACAAAAACCGUACAACUCAAUGGGAAGAUCCUCGAACGCAGGGUCAAGAGGUCAACAUGCUUGCUGAAGGCCCACUUCCUCCGGGAUGGGAAAUACGUUAUACAGCCACUGGAGAGCGUUUCUUCGUAGACCACAAUAAUCGGAAAACCACAUUUGAAGAUCCACGGCCUGGUGCACCGAAAGGUGGUAAAGGUGUUUACGGAGUUCCUCGAGCCUAUGAACGAUCAUUCCGAUGGAAGCUCAGUCAAUUCCGGUACCUGUGUCAAAGUAAUGCCCUUGCGUCCCAUAUCAAGAUCACGCUCACCCGGCAAACUCUGUUCGAGGACUCUUACCACCAAAUUAUGCGAUUGCCCGCGUACGAGCUUCGGAGGAGGUUGUACAUUAUCUUCCGAGGAGAAGAGGGCUUGGAUUAUGGCGGCGUGUCGAGAGAAUGGUUCUUCCUAUUGUCUCAUGAAGUCCUUAAUCCAAUGUAUUGUCUGUUUGAAUACGCCAAUAAAAAUAACUACAGCCUGCAGAUCAAUCCCGCAAGUUAUGUCAAUCCGGAUCAUCUGCAGUACUUCAAAUUUAUCGGUCGGUUUAUCGCCAUGGCUCUGUACCAUGGGCGGUUUAUCUAUUCCGGUUUUACAAUGCCGUUCUACAAGCGGAUGCUAAACAAAAAGCUAACUACCAAAGAUAUCGAAUCGAUUGAUCCGGAGUUUUACAACUCGCUGAUAUGGGUUCGGGAUAACAACAUCGAUGAGUGUGGAUUGGAACUGUGGUUUAGUGUAGACUUUGAGGUGCUUGGGCAAAUCAUUCAUCACGAGCUGAAAGAGGAAGGCGAUAAGGAAAAAGUUACGGAAGAGAACAAAGAAGAGUACAUUUCCCUAAUGACCGAGUGGCGAAUGACGAGAGGUAUUGAGGAGCAGACCAAAACCUUUUUGGAUGGUUUCAAUGAGGUGGUGCCUUUGGAGUGGCUGAAGUACUUUGACGAGCGAGAGCUGGAGCUGAUGCUUUGCGGUAUGCAAGAGAUUGACGUCGACGAUUGGCAGCGCAAUUCAAUCUAUAGGCAUUACAAUCGGAACAGUAAACAAGUCGUUUGGUUCUGGCAGUUCGUCCGGGAAACCGACAACGAAAAGCGUGCUCGUUUGCUACAGUUUGUAACCGGAACGUGUCGAGUGCCGGUAGGUGGAUUCGCCGAACUGAUGGGUUCCAACGGGCCUCAACGGUUCUGCAUUGAGAAGGUCGGAAAAGACACGUGGCUUCCGCGGUCACACACCUGCUUCAAUCGGUUGGACUUGCCACCGUACAAGAGCUACGACCAGUUAGUCGAGAAGCUAAACUAUGCAAUCGAGGAAACGGAAGGUUUUGGACAGGAGUAAACAGUCUUCUUUUAGAUUGUUAAGGAUUUGUUGUAGACAAGUGAGAUGGAUGUAAUCUGCAGUGAUACAAAGUUCGCAAUUUGAAUUGAUUAGAACUACGUGGUAUUUUUAUAUUUUAAGUGAAAACUUGUUAUGUUCUCGUUUAUUUGUAAAAUGUAAUUUUAUCAUAUUUAGCAUAUUGUUCAAUCACAGCAUAUUGUAAAUAAGUUAGGAAUCAAAAUUGUAAAAUCCGUUUAGUUUGUCCCUUGAUAUAAAAAUCGUGAUAAAUGGAAUAGAAUUGUAAUAUAUUACAGACCUGAGUGUAUAUAAUAUAUAAAAUAUAAUAUAUAAAAUAGGCCUAGCAAAAUUAGACAAAAGUUUAAACGAAGUACUGUCAGUUCAGCAACAGCAUAGCGAAACCACAAUAAAACUUGUUGUCUAUGAUAAUGGUGGAACCGUACUAGCAAAAAAAAAAGUUUAUUCCAGUAGCUUCUAUGGACGUUCAAUUUUACCAGUCAAUGAUGAUAUCAUCCACCCACAAAACAAUAGAUUUCAAUCCGCAGUUUUAUAUUCUUCUUAAGUUUGCACACGUUACGCGUAGGAAUUCGUUUGGAGGAACAAAAUAUAAGAGGAACAACGUCGGGGCCAUGUUAGAAAUUACCUAAUUGCUGGAUGAACUACUUAGAACACUUUCUGUAAUUGCUUGUCUAAUAAUUGAACAUAAUUUACGAAAAUAAAAUCAUACAAGAUACAUACAAUAGCUAAAAUAUGGGAAGGAGAAAUUCCCAAUUGAUACAUUCAAAUUAAAAAUUCGGAAACAAUAAGACGAUUUUAUCGAAACGUAUACAAAUACGCAAUUUUAUAUAUUUUGAUAAGUUGGAAAGUUUUAUUAAAAAAAGAAAUUCAGUUUCCUUGAUAGCGUUAGAGUCUUCGUUGAUAGCUUUGUUAAAACAACCGUUUUGUACUGCAUUGCGUUUUAGGGACAUAUCUAGGCCGAUUUUUUUAGUGUAAAUAUUUGAUAUACUAAAAGGAAGAAUGAUUUAUAAAAAAGUAUGUUAUUUUUCUGUUUUACAAAUAAAGAUCGAUAUCAGCAAAAAAUA